AUGAGCACCGGCGAGCUUCUCAGCAUCGAACCCCAAGAGCUCCAAUUCCCUUUUGAAUUGAGGAAGCAGAUCUCUUGCUCUCUACUUCUCUCCAAUAAGACCGAUAGCUAUAUAGCUUUCAAGGUAAAGACAACAAAUCCCAAAAAGUAUUGUGUUAGACCCAACACUGGGGUUGUGUCCCCAAGGUCUACAUGUGAUGUUAUAGUAACAAUGCAAGCACAAAAGGAAGCACCUUCGGAUAUGCAAUGCAAGGACAAGUUCCUUCUUCAGAGCGUAGUUGCUGGCCCCGGGGCUACCCCGAAGGAUAUCACUCCAGAGAUGUUCAAUAAGGAGUCAGGGCAUAAUGUUGAAGAGUGUAAGUUGAGGGUUCUCUAUGUUGCUCCGCCUCGGCCACCAUCUCCGGUUCAUGAAGGUUCGGAGGAAGGUUCGUCACCCAGGGCUUCAGUAGACAACGGGAGUGCAAUUGCUUCUGAGUUUAAAGCUGCUUCAAGAGCUUUUGCCGAGCAACAUGAGCCUCAAGAUAAUUCAUCCGAGACCAGGACACUAAUUGUGAGGCUGACUGAGGAGAAAAAUUCUGCUAUUCAGCAAAAUAACAGGCUUCAGCAAGAACUGAAAGCUUCAUUCUUCAUUAAAUGGCCUAGAAUUGAGCAUCUUGGUGAAGGUGGAGACAAGAUUGUCGAAUUGUGUGCUAUAGAAGGAAAAGGAGAACAUUGUGAAAAGUGA
Messenger RNA from Prunus armeniaca (apricot), 723 nucleotides. The record is from the annotation of a GenBank genome assembly. NCBI's taxonomy places the organism in Eukaryota, Viridiplantae, Streptophyta, Magnoliopsida, Rosales, Rosaceae.